Nicrophorus vespilloides is the source of this 3666-nucleotide messenger RNA. RefSeq lists its product as uncharacterized. The transcript has 5 exons. The coding region runs from base 488 to 2602 and encodes 704 amino acids. The record is from RefSeq and is a predicted model, not a curated record. NCBI's taxonomy places the organism in Eukaryota, Metazoa, Arthropoda, Insecta, Coleoptera, Silphidae.
UGCGCUCCCGGCAGUCUUGAUGUGAGUCACGAAGAGUAGAGACACGCGAGUGAACCGCGGCUUUGUUUAUUGGUACAUCCUACACACAUACAUCCACUGCACCUUAUCAGAAAGAACAGGAGAGACUCCCCGAAGGAUGAAACGAGUUUCGCACCUGCGAUACCUGUAAUCUGGAGCUACCUACCACCUGGACCACUGCAGCCAGCAAACCGAAGAACAGCUCAGCCGAAAUGAUCAGCUGACCUUGUUUGUGCGUUUUGUGCUAAUUGCUUUUUGCCUGCUCUCCCACUUGAGGUAAAACACAACCGAAGUCGAGCUGUUGUUGAACACAUCCAUCGCAGACUCUGCGAUUCGCAUCUUUCGCCCUGUUGCUGAGGAGUCGUGAGAAACAAGUACAGUUCUUCAUCAUUGCAACUGCAUGAAACACUUGCCACACCGAUCCUGGAUUAUAAUAAAUGACUGCUGCUGCUGCUGAGAGGGUGAGAGAAUGACCAGCAGGGGUUUCUAUGGGACCAGCCCACCCUUCCUAUACACGGGUGAGGCUGGUUCCGGUGGCAUGGACUGCCUCCAGUUGCGGCAACAGCAGCCCGGUCCGUUCCACUACCUCAUCAACGAGCAGGCAAAGUCCCUGGUGGCGCUACAGGAGCUGCAGCAUGAAGUGGGAGCCCUGCUCGAGUUCAGAGAUCUCGUCAUCGAGACCUUCCCGAAUCUGCGCACGAAGAUGGCGGCCAGCUCGACGCCGGCCACGAUGACCUCCAACAUACCGGUGGCCGUGAGACGAGCAGAAUGGGAACCCGGAGUGAAGGUCCGAAGAAAGCUGAACACGAGCAAGGAGGAGCGCGUGAAGAAGACGGAAUCGGCAAUCCAGGACUCUGGUUUUAGCACGGAAACUAGCAGCAAGGAGACGCACAGCGCUGUGACGACGACCUCGACGACGGCGACGGCAGGCAACGAGGCUGAGGACGAACUCUGGAAUCUGCUGGACAUCAUCCAUAGGAAGGGCACGCGGUUGAAGGAUGAGGUGGAGGCGCUUCAAGGCGCACUCCGCGAUCAAGGCAACAGCAGUCCCACAAAGGAAUCCGACUUCCAGAGGGUUCUCUUCCACGCCUCCGUCGACGAUGUGCGGCAGCUCAAAAGGGAGCGCGAUCACCUGCUGGAGCGCGUUGCAGAGAUGGAGGCCGAAGUGCUAGCAGGUCGCGUUCACACCUCCCGUCUCCAGGAGGACCUGGAGAACCUCCUCGGUGCCAAACACGACCUGGAAGAGCAGCUCAAGGCGGUCGUUAGUCAAAGGGGUGAAGUGAACUCGCGCAUUCAGGACUUGCACUCGCAGUUCGUGACUAGUAGUAGUAGUAGUACAUGUGCGGACGUUGCGGAGGCCGCUCCGACGACGUCCAAGUCCAUCCCAAGCAAAAUCGACGACGCUCUCGGCACCGACAUUCCCAAGGUCAGGCUGCCCGACUCCAAGAAGAUUGCGGCCAUCCUCAAAGAGUACGAUCCCAUCGUACUCCAAAAACACCUCCUCACCUCCACCGUUCAAAACCACGUGUUGCAACUGCAAUUGGACACGGCGGCCCGUCUCGAAUUGGGCCUGGUGGACAAAUUGGAUAAGGCGCGAGAGGAGAACGACGAGCUCAGAUUUCAGUUGGAGGAUAGGAAUAUUGAAUUGGAAGGUACGAAAGCGCGCGUGAGGAUGCUGGAGAACCUGCAGAAGCCGCCGAGCGGGAGGUCGCCUGAUAUAAUACCGACGAUGGAGGCAGCUCUUCCGUCUCUGACGAUAUCCAGAUCAGAGAUUACUACGGCCAGCAUGAAGGCGAUGAGUCCGUUUCCUAUAAACCUGCAGCUCGAUCAUAGCUCGAGCACGGAGUCCGCUCACGAUCAGGCGGAGAGCGCGCGGAAGAGCGGUUCGGAGACGCCGAGGAGGAAGCCAUCGAGAAUCCCUCUGGUGAAGAGCUACGCUGCACCGAAACCACCGGGAAGCGCGGGAAAGCACAGUCCUGGUGGCAGAAGCCGUAGUGGCGAGUCACCAGGACGACCGCAGAGCGCGCAAUCCUGGCGCAACAACAGGAGCGAAGGGAACAGUUUGAGCAAAAGCAGCUGUUCUUUGAACAAAUCGAGGAAUGCCUCUCUAACUGCAGCAAAGGACUCGCUCACGGGGAAGUCGCGUACCAAUCUCGAGCUGAAAGAUUCCUUGGUCAGCAGCUACGGCAGAAUACCCUGCAACACUUCCAAUACAGCCAUCGCCGCCACAGCUCUGUCGACGUUGCGCAAAUCCUCAACACCGAACGUCCGAAGGAACAACAGCGUGCGGGACUCAACCGAUAAGAUGGUUAGAUCCGAAUGGAUAUUGUCGUACGGAAGCGACCGAUAUCCGGACUCGUUGGACGACGCGGACAUCGUAGUCGUCGAAGCAGAAGGCGGAAGCGCGGAGUGUUCGUCAGUCGAGGGGGCGGUCGCCGGAGGCGGGAUCUUCUACGAUUCCAUUGAUUUCGAUUCCAUCGAGUCGAGCCUCUACCAAGCUAACGGUGAGGAUCUCGCCGAAUGCGAUUCCCUCGAGCGCCGCAUCGACACCUCCGAUCUGUCCACCACCAACAACAGGAAAUAACUCGAACCCAAACAUUCCUCCAACGCUCACUACCGUCCAGAUGUAUCCAACAGUUGCUCUGUCGGCCACCGCCGACAAAAAGAACGCGCAGAUUUGUCCCGAUCUGCAAAGAAUCCAUUCGUUAUCAAACAUAUCGCGUAUCACUUAAAUAUAUUACUAUAUUGUAUUUUAAUUUACUGUACGUAUUGCAUUGCGUUUUCCAAUUGGAUGCAUUUAUGACUCGAAACUGGUUCGAAAGCACCGAUCCAGUAUUCGCAGAUGGGUUUACAGCAAUGUACUUUUUAUUUACUUAGGCCUGAUCAUAAUUGUCGUCAACAUUUUUAUAUUCAUUUUUAAUCUAUACACAAUUUGUUAAUUAGUUAUUAUUAUUAUUAUCAUCGUUUAUAUUAUUUCUCCUUAUUUUGUACAAUCGCUGUGUGUAGGACUGUGAUAGGUUUAUAGGCAGUGAUCGGAGGCGUUUAUUCGUAUAUUUAUAUAUAUACACAUCCUCUCUAUCCCUCUCUUAAUUUAUUAUUACAAUCAUCAUCAUUCGAUAUUUAAGAAACUCCUUCUACAACACUAUAUACAUAUGUUAUACAUAGAUAUAUAAAAUAUGUUCCUUGCUGAAGAAGACGUAAAGAUGAAAAACCAUACACACACACACGCAACAUACACAAAGACUGUAUUUUAUAUAUAUUAUAUAUCGAUUCGUGAUUACUUUCUGUUUUAACCUCAGUCUUUUCUUAUUAUUUUUUAAUUUUUUUUUAUUUAAUCUUUACCAACUUUAUGUUUGUUUAUAUUUUUUCGUAACAAAAUAAUAAUCAAAAGACUCUCCAAAACGUAUUCUCAUCUGUAACGCAGCUUCCAGAUAAUAACUGUUAAGUUGCAUAUUCCGUAUGUGAUACUUCUUCGUGUAUAAUGCUCAUCACAAGAUUAACCGCUCUUUAUCAUUACGAUAGCAUAAUAAUGUAGCGUUAUUGUCGAUUCUAUUUUUAAAGAUGAAUUUAAGUGAAACAAAAAAAGAUAAUAUUAAGAAAUUCUUAUAUUGCAAAAACUUUGAAUUGAUUGACUGAUUUAUAAGUUUA